AUGGAACAUUUUCCUCAGGAUCAUGAUCAGGCCAAAGAUGCUUUAGAUCAGCAAUAUAAAAACAGUAGUUUAAUAACAAGCAUAUUCCAUAGCAGAGUACAGCAACCUGAAGAUAGAUUGAUAGACUGUUUACAAGGUGCAUUACACCACAUCAUAUCACAAGAAUCAGAAGAAUAUAGCAAUGUGAAGGGCAUACUUGAAAGUGAUGAUGAAGAAGUUGUUAAUUUGAAGAACUUAUCAGGUGGAAGUAAAGUUGAUCCUUCACUUAAUAAAGCCACAAAUAAAAACCUUACAGGCAACAACAACGUAGAGAAACAUCCUCAAGAUGAUCACAUCGAAAUUGUAGCGGCUGGAACAUGUCGUCUUCAACAAGGAGUACCCAUUCCAGUUGUAAUGGAUGUUAUACUUUCUAUAAAUAAUUCUGCCAAUAGAAAUGUGUUUCAAGAUUCUCCUUGUGAAGCCCACCAUGAAAAAGCUACAGAUUUAGAUAAGCCAGUAUUUAUAUCACACAAAUCUGGAAAGCAUGACUUCAUAAAGAGAGUUAAUAAUCGUUCUAAAAUUAAAGGUUUUGACAUAAUACAUGAAGAUUAUGAAAAAGCUGAAUCAGCCGAUCAUGUCAAAAGCACACCCAAGGCACUGAGUGAUAACAAUGGAGACAAAGACCUCAGUAAAGUUAGAAAUGAUGCAAGUUAUUCUGUCAAUACAAACUAUUCUGCUAAUGGACAUGGUAGCUCAUCUAACCAAGAAGAAACAAACUUGAAACACAGUGGGAAACAGGAAGUAACUGAUGUAAAAUGUGUUGACCUACCUGGAAGCGACACUGAUGACAAUGGAGUGGAUUCUCAAAAGGUUGUUACUAAAGGUAUUGUAAAGGAUGAAGAUACUUCUGUCAAAUACCAGUUGCAAGAAGAGAGUGACAUCAUUGGAAUAAAGCUGAACACAGAUGCUGAGAAUCAGUCAAAGAAUAAAAGAACUGACAGUGAUGAAACUUCUGGAAAUAUCAGUGGACUUUUUGUGCACCCCAGGAAAGACAAUGAAGGUGCAGAUGAAGUUGAAAAGACCAUUUCAAUUAAUGACUCUAAAACACAAGAAAAGAAAAUUGAAGCAAAUAGGAGUGAUCUAGGGAUUAGAGAUCUGGAGGAGGAAAUGAGUAAUCAGGAACACAAAAUUACAAAACUUCCCAGAGUUUCUUUCAAAAAUGUUGAAGUUGAUGAAGAUUCAAAUACAGAGGAUGAACAUAAUGUGAGGAGUGAUUGUCAUGGUGUGAAAGAAAACAUACUUUUUGCUGAAGAUUCUACAAGUGAGGAGUCUGUGGAAAAGUUGUCACUGCAGGACUUAGCUUUUGGAAUGGAUGGCUACAAACAUUUCAAAUUGUAUGCAGAGAUUGAUAAGAAUAUACGGGUGAAUGAACUACAGGAUGCCAAGGAAGCAUUGAAGAUGAAUUAUAAUUGGAGAGCUCAACAAAUUGAUGAAAUUAUAUGUGUUGCUACAGAAUACUACAAGAAUCCAAAGAACAGCAAGGCAGUGUCUGAGUGGCAUGAACUUAAGAAAACUGUUUCAGUGGAGAAGAGAAGUACAGUCAAGAGUAACACAGACAUUAAGUUUCAUCUGGCAUCCCUCCAUGAACACAGGACAAUUUUUACAUAUAUCCUUAUUGCAAUGCAACUGGUGUCAGUGAUUGUGACAUGCAUACUUGGCAAGCUGACAUACAUAGGGUUAGAACCAAAGUUGGAGCUAAUGACGGGAGUAAAGACAUUUAUGGGCACAGAGAUGGUCCACAAAUGGAUUCCACCAAAUGUGUGGAUUGGGCCCUCUGAGAAAUAUCUAAUCAGUAUUGGAGCUCUGUACGCCCCUUGCAUGAGAGAAGACUAUGGUAUCCAGAUAGAUCUGAGUAAAAAAGGCUAUAAGAAAACCAGCAUACUUGGCUGUUGUGAGGUGGCCAGCAGAAAUGUGGCAGGAACUACAACUCAGUCAGAGUGUGUAAACAUCACUAACGGAGUAGGAGAGUGGAGAGAAGGUGUUGUGUGUAGUGAGCGUCCAUCAGGACAGAACUCCGUUGGUCAUGUAUUGAAACCUUGCUGUACAGGACUCCAAGGAGAGUGUCAGCUGUUGUCACACAAACAUUGCCAGUUUCUGGAGGGAAGCUUUCAUGUCAAUGGGCAUGAGCAUUGCAGCCAAGUAAAUUGUUUGAGCUCAGUGUGUGGGAUGGGAGGAUUUGAGCCUGACCACACACACCCAUGGCUUCCAAGAGACCCUAUCCAGUGGUGGAGAUUGCCUCUGUCUUUAGUCUAUCACCAUGGGCUGAUUCAUGCCAUCCUUGUAAGCCUUGCUCAGAUUCUUCUAUUUAGGAAGAUCGAACAGACACUUGGCUGGCUUCGACUCAUCAUUGUAUAUCUUAUGACGGGUUUAGGUGGGCUGCUGACUGCUGCUAUAUUCAGUCCCUAUAUGCCACAUGUAGGUGGUACAUCGACUGUGUUUGGGAUGGCUGGGUUAAUCACUGCAGAACUUGUACACUACUGGCACCUUGUCCAAAAACCUGCUGUGGAGCUGACAAAGAUUUUUUUACUUUUAGUCAUCUUCCUUAUGUGUGGCACUCUCCCAUACAUUGACAAUUACAGCAUUGUGUCUGGAUUCCUCUUAGGUUUCUUCUGCUCUGUCUUCUUUCUUCCUUUCAUGUCCUUCAGACAGCAACAGAAACAUUGCCGAAUCCUCCUCCUUUGUCUUGGUGGACCCGUCAUAUUUCUGGUGUAUUUUGUUCUGUUUUAUGUUUUCUAUAGAGUACAAACAUUAGAAGAAUGCUCAGGAUGUAAACUGUUUAACUGUGUGCCAUACACAAAAGCAAUGUGUGAUAACUUAUUGUGA
Ylistrum balloti is the source of this 2862-nucleotide messenger RNA. RefSeq lists its product as uncharacterized. Gene Ontology annotation, molecular function: serine-type endopeptidase activity. Gene Ontology annotation, cellular component: endoplasmic reticulum membrane. The coding region runs from base 1 to 2862 and encodes 953 amino acids. The record is from RefSeq and is a predicted model, not a curated record. Lineage: Eukaryota; Metazoa; Mollusca; Bivalvia; Pectinida; Pectinidae. The transcript is spliced from 10 exons. Gene Ontology annotation, biological process: regulation of epidermal growth factor receptor signaling pathway; regulation of protein secretion.